AUGGUGGUAUCAUUCAGCGAUGAACGUAAAAAGCUCGUGUCAGAAACCUGGGGUAAAUUGCCAAACCGCGUGGGAUACGUCGAUGGUACUGAAAUUGCUUUGGCGGAAAAACCUUCUCACGACCCAGAAACUUACUUUUCGCGAAAGCACCAAUACUCAGUUAAAGUUCAAGCCGUUUGUGGCCAUUCGCUUCAAAUAAGACAUUUAGUGUUACGCUAUCCAGGUGGCGUACAUGAUGCACCUAUUUUUAGUAACUGCGAAUUGUCGAAUGACGCCGAUGUGCUUUUUGGAGGAGCUGAAUGGAUCGCAGGUGACAGUGCCUAUAAAUUGUCACGAACUGUUAUAACACCAUUUAGAGAAAACUCUAGAGAAUUAACACAGGGUCAGCGAACUUUCUUUAACAAAAUAUUCAGUCGUUGA
Messenger RNA from Bactrocera latifrons, 420 nucleotides. RefSeq lists its product as uncharacterized. The record is from RefSeq and is a predicted model, not a curated record. The transcript is spliced from 2 exons. Lineage: Eukaryota; Metazoa; Arthropoda; Insecta; Diptera; Tephritidae. The coding region runs from base 1 to 420 and encodes 139 amino acids.